Molecule: messenger RNA, 552 nt
Organism: Meloidogyne enterolobii
Lineage: Eukaryota; Metazoa; Nematoda; Chromadorea; Rhabditida; Meloidogynidae
Source: the annotation of a GenBank genome assembly
AUGGGUUCAAUUUAUUUUGUCGAUUCACAAGCUUAUACUGUUAUUAGAAAGGAUAAUAUUGAUGCUGUUCCAGUUAAGAUUUUGCCAACAGGUCAUUAUGAUUUAGAAUAUCGAAUUGUUAUUUGUACAAGAGAAAAUGAUGUUUUUGUUUUACGUAAAAACAAUAAAGGAGAUUGUCAUAUAAAUUCUUUUUAUAUUCGAGAACAUCCUUUCAAUGUUAUUUUUUGUUCUAGUCAGUUUGUCUUUGCCACUCGUCGUCGCCGACUUAUUUUUUACAGUCAAAAAUUUCGUCGUCAAAAUUCUAUGCAAUUUGAUGAAGAUAUUGUUGAUUUGGAACAUUUUUAUUAUGAACCUAAACAAUAUGAAGGAGUUCUUGUUGCUUUGGGGAAUGAAAUUAAUUUGUAUAUCGACCAAUUAAGAGUAGAUACAAUUAGAAUGGAUAGACCUAUAGAAUGGAUUAAAUUUGGAAGAAUGGGAAGGGAGGAAGGCGUUUUGGUUAUUUCUACUGAAGGUAAUAAAUUUGUUAAUUUUGAUAAGAAAAUCAAAUUUUAA